Messenger RNA from Aedes aegypti (yellow fever mosquito), 1885 nucleotides. RefSeq names its product ninjurin-1. The transcript is spliced from 4 exons. Lineage: Eukaryota; Metazoa; Arthropoda; Insecta; Diptera; Culicidae. The record is from RefSeq and is a predicted model, not a curated record. Gene Ontology annotation, cellular component: membrane. The coding region runs from base 936 to 1406 and encodes 156 amino acids. Gene Ontology annotation, biological process: tissue regeneration; cell adhesion.
GCUCCGAUUGAUUCAUACAUUCUUCCAUCAGCUGUACAAUGGCACAAAAACUCUCACAUACAUCUCUCGCUACUCAAAGUUACGUUUCGCGACUUAUUACGAGUAAGUUAUCACAACCAGCACGCUCAAACCCUGCCCUACAACAUCAACGAUGAUCGUCCGUAAAGCGUCAUAUGUAUCAUUAGAGUGCAUCUCUGUUUGCUUUUGAAACAGUGCGGUAGUCUAUCAUCGAUCGUUCAUCACACGCGUUGUGAAAAAAGUUCUUCGCAAUAUAAAUCACACAUAUCGUUCUAACAGCUGUAAAAGCAGCGCUAUCAACCAGAGCGAAACGGAAAUCGACGGCGGCCGGCGGAGCCGCGGUCAGCAAACCCAAACCUACGAUAUCCACAAAGGGAUCGCCGAGAGUGCCAUGGACAUAUCGCUGCUGACGGCCAAUGCCAACCAACUGCGGCUGCUCAUAACCUACAACAACCGCUCGAAGACCUACAUCGCGUGCAUUACGUUGGUGAUCAUCUCGUUGGUGCUGCAGGUGCUGGUAGCGAGCGGGGUUAUUAUCAUUAAGAGUCAACCCAAGUCCAAACGAAGUCAACAGUUCGAGCGAUUGAAGAUUGCCACUUCCAUAGGCGUCACAUUUAUUACAGUCAUCAAUAUACUGGUGGCAUCGUUGGUGGUUACCGAUUCUCCGGCAGUGACUGGACCAUCUUAGCCUACACAUUGAUACACUUUGUUAUAGCAGUAGUUUAAGGACGAAUAAAGCAAUUUGUUUCGAUUCAAAUCGGUUCAUCUCCAUUGAGCACGUUUCCUAUAGUGAAGUUACUUCCGAGGUGGAAGUUAAAGAUCUCCAACGCUUCGAUAGCAAGCAUGCUGCUUCAGCACAUUUUAGUUUAUUCUUAGCAGUUUACGGUACAGUCUCGUUCCGAUUGCAUCCAUCAAGGAUGGUUAGUCAAUCCAUUAUGAUCACGCCGCCGAAGAAAGUUUCCAAAUACUCACCUUCAACGCCGCCCUCUCCGGAUAGCCCAACUGGCAAUGGAUCGUUCUACAGCGAAUCGGACUAUGACCUGCGGUUUGCCUACCAAAACUACGACCUGUACCGGAGUGUCAUUGAAAUAGCUCUGACCGUGUCGUUCUUGGCGGCCACCACCAAUCAGCUGCGGUUGCUGAUAAGCUUUCGCGAGUCCCAGGGUUUCAUCGUCAGUACGGUUCUGGUCACUCUGUCGCUGAUGAUGCAGCUUGUUAUUGCGAUCAUUGUGGUGACGAUUGCGGUGAACGAUCAUUACCGAUGGAUCAAGUUGAAAGCGAUUACCGCGAUGGGUGCCAUUCUGCUGACGGUGGUGAAUGUGGUGAUUCCCUUUGUCAUCAACUUCGAGCACUCACAUGUGGAUUUUGGCAGAAUCUAUCCACAUUGACGAUCGUGCAUCAUACGGAGCCGGGAGAAAUGACUAAAUUUCUUUUAAUUGUUAUUCAAACUAGUGAAAUAUUUACUUCUUAGUAAGUUCUGUUCCAGAAAGGAGUUCAAUGCCAGCACAAAGUAUAAUAAGAAGACAAUGCUAAACCAACGGAGAAAAUACUGUAUCUGCCAAAAUUCAUAAACGAAGAAAAACGCUGUUAAAGUUCAUUAUUAUUAUUCUUUAAAAUAGUAAUCAUGUGUAUUGAAAUGUACCGCAGAUCUAACCAUGUUUUGGAUUAAUUCAACACAUUACUCGGUCAAAUUUUCCAACUUACAUUUUACACCUUAAAUCUAUUAUAAAAAGUAAUUGUAGGAUUCAUCAAAAGUAGUUCAUAUUAGACAGUAGUAUCAAAAGAAGUUCAUAUAUAGGCGUUCAGUUCAUCACUUCAACAGAUUCAGAUACAGUCGAUUCUCGACAUCUCGAUAUCGAAGGAACCA